This is a messenger RNA of Phycomyces blakesleeanus NRRL 1555(-), 1266 nucleotides long. RefSeq lists its product as hypothetical. The transcript is spliced from 2 exons. NCBI's taxonomy places the organism in Eukaryota, Fungi, Mucoromycota, Mucoromycetes, Mucorales, Phycomycetaceae. The record is from RefSeq and is a predicted model, not a curated record. Bases 1 to 1266 code for a protein of 421 amino acids.
AUGGCUCUUCCUGCUAAAGUACCGGACCCACCUAUUGGGUCCACCACAACACUAGGUCAAGCCAAUAUAACCACUCCACAACCCUCUACUACUACCUCUACCACAACCAGCACUAGGUCAUAUCUCGAUGUUGCCACAGCCACUCCCGCCCCCAGUCAAGUACCAGUCGUUCUUUUCUCUAACUUGCCGACAUCUACGGAUCGCGUCUGGCACAAAAAUACAUCUCGUCAUUCGGUAUUCUUCACCCCACCAACUGAUUCCACCCUUACCUCUGAAUUCUGGACUGCUCUCAGAGCAAGCGUUCCUACGGCAUGCACCUUGGGAAUAUCAUUCGCUCAUCGUCAACUGCUCAUCCACGAAUUGCACCUGACCAAUUCUACCAUCUGCACCGAACUCUGUUCCAAAGGCUUCCUGGUUGGAGGCCAAACGGCUAUCAAAACAGCCUUGGCCGCAUAUGGCACCAUCCGAGAAGUCGGUUUGCAUUUUCGUGUCAAUUUUUUUGAUGUCACUGGUUUUGCUUACCUUGAACGACCACCCAACCCCGAUGCCACCCUUGCCAAACUCUCAUACAAGAUCCCGUAUGAUGGCGACUUGUACUUCUUAGGUACCUGGAAACAGAUGGGUAUUCACUGUAAUUAUUGUAAAGUUAUGGGCCAUGCUAUUGAAAACUGUCCAGACCGCCCCAAAGAUUCCCGAUGCUGCUUCACUCGUGACCAGACUGGUCACUUGCAACAUGCCUGCCCCAGAGCACCCCCCACGGACGCCAGCUCUUCCAAGAGACCCCGAAAGGUUCCCACAACACCUGAAUCCCCUGAUCACUCAUGCAAGACUACUCCCGGUGCGUCUCACAGACCUCUGGCCAAGAAAUCGAUCCCCCCUUGCGGUACACCUACGAUGGCUGAGGGAUCACAGGCUACUACCACCACCUCCCACACGAAUUCCUCAACACCACGACGACCCUCUGUCCCCGCUGUUCCUACUUCCCCCUGCCAGUCUGCCAACAGGUUUGCUGCACUUGAUGGACUAACUGACAACAGCCACACAGGCGCACUCUUCGACCCCACUCUGCCUCUUCCUCAGACACACAACACCCAGUAUGAUCCCGUCUUUCACCCCCUCCACAACGCUUUUCUUCUCUCCAACUACACUUCCGGCUCCACUAAAGACGAAGAAGAAAUUCACCCCAGCGCUUUUGACAGCAACGACGACCAAGACUCCCAGAAUAUCCUAACUGAUGACGAGAUGGCAGACGGCGAUCAUUCUUAA